CCCAGAAUCUCAAAUACUUUUUCUCCCCCUCAGUGACACUGCUUAAAAAUAACCUGAGCAAUGUUUCAACAACUGGAUGAAUUCAAUCACCCCACCAAAUGUUUCAGAUUUGUGUCUUGACAUCUUUGCAGUGGGCUAGACCAGUCAUGAAGGAAACAUUCAUCUUAAGUUGGGAGACAAUUUUAACAUUUGUCUGCAUGCCUGUUUAUCCUUUGUCGUAUUUCUUAUUGUUCUGGCACAUAUAAGGAAUGUCCAUUGAAGAGCAUGCUAGAUGGUAGUGAAAAGUCAUGAAAAAGGCAGAAUAACAUGAUGGUAAGUGUAUUUUAGCCAUUUUUCCUCAUAUCUCCAAUAAGCCUUGGGUUAAUUGAUUAUACAUUUAUUCUCACCCCAAAUCACCAAUGAAUUUCCAAAAACAAUUACUUAGAAGAAAAUUAAACUCUAUGGAGGGAUCGUAGACACAUGACAAAAUGCAAAUUUUUUUGAAACCAAAUGUCUAGAUGGAAAUUAAAGCCAGUAAUCCUGACUAUUUAUUUGCUCUGUAGUCCAAUAAAUAAUGCUCAAUACAGUAAAUUUAGCACAGCCCAGGAAUCAACCUUCAUAGUUUUAUGAUUUAUCGCCACUUUGCAUACAGCAUUGUUAUUCUUUAUUUUGGACACAGUCCCACUUUCUCAAAAAACAGAUUUAAGUAAUAGCUUUAAAUGGAAGUGUGGAUGCUUUGAUGAGCAUUUGAAAAGAUAUUCAUAAUUUACGUAAGAGGCCAAUGACAAGAUUAUACAAUCAUCAUCCACAGAAGACUAUUACAACAGAAAAGCUUGUUCCUAUCAAUGUAUUCCUUUCAAGAAGCUAUUGUGUAUUUUUUUUUGGCAGUACAACUUUACAGUCAUAAUUUAUUCUGUAACUAGUUUGUUUAGUAACAUUACCUGCAGUUCUUUAUAUUUAAUAAUAAAAAAGAAAACAAGAAAAAUAUAUUUUCUGAACUGUGCUUUGCCUACAUUGUUCUAAGCGGCUUUAAACUGAUUCAAUUCUCUGAAGGGUUCAGUAACUAAUUCAGAAUCGUUGUAGACAUCUAUGAUUAAUUUUGUUAAGUAUUUAAAACAUAAUUUUUCUCCAUUAUUUUAACUUUCCACAAGCAGUUUUAUGUUCUUCCGCAUAACCAUUUGUCUCUGUAACUGCAUGUAAUCCUGCAAAAAGUGAAUGCAGAAUGGAAGAACUGAAAAUAAAACAAUGAAAUUCUAACAGUUCACACAACUCAAAUCCAUUUGCAGGUCACAUCUAUUUAUGGGGAUACAGCAAGUACAUUUGUUUUAUCUUAAUUGGAAGCAUUAAUUUAAAUGUUUCAAAUUUAAUGCCAAAAUUGCAAAAAUUUUUCAUAGCUGUAUAUUCACAAUGAAUUCUACAAAUUUGCAUUUAGUUCACAUUAAUAUAAAAUACUCUUUUGGAUAAUCCCAUACCAUCAAAGUUGUUGCUUUCUUUUGACUUACUUAUAGAAUAGGCUAAGCACUUAGUGGAUAGCAUAUUUAGGCAAGCAAUCGCACCAUAGCUUAAGGAAGUAUGAAUAAGGAGGGAAUACCUCACUCACUUGCAGAUUUUCCCUUUUAGAUAUUGAGAGCGAUGGUUCCUCUGAGACAGGAAUGUGGUGCCAUGAAUGGCUCAGGAAGGGAAGGUGAAAGAGUAAGGGGAAUAAAUAGGCCAGAUGGGUGUUUCUGUGGCAUAGAUAUGACUCCAGGAUGGUAUAUUGCCUCCUGGGCGCCAGGGUCGAGGAUAUCACUGAAUGGUUGCAGAGUAUUCAGAAAGCUGAAGGUGAAGGUGAAGAACCUGAAGAUGUGGUCCGCAAUUGCAGAUGAGGGGAUGAAGUCCUAAAAGCCGAUUUUAGUGAGCAAGGAGAUUUAAAAGUAGGACCACAGUGGUAGCAAUCUCAGAAUUACUCCCAGUGCCAUGUUCGAACAACCUGGAAGUAGGAGGAUAUAGAAAAUGAAUAUACAGCAUAGCUGCAGAGACAAUAUAGGAGGGAGCCAGUAUAGGCUGGUUAGCCUGACUUCAGUUGUUGGCAAGAUUUUAGAGUCCAUUAUUGAGGUUUUGGGGUACUUGAAGCUCAUGAUAAAAUAGGCCGAAGUCAGCAUGGUUUCCUUAAGGGGAGAUCUUGCCUGAUAAAUCUGUUGGAAUUCUUUGAGGAAGUAUCAGGCAGGAUAGACAGAGAGUCAGUGGAUGUUGUUUACUUGGAUUUUCAGAAGGCUUUUAACAAUGUGCUGCUAAACAAGAUAGGAGCCUAUGGUAUUACAGGAAAGGUACUAGCAUGGAUAGAGAAUUGGCUAACUGGCAGAAGGCAAAGAGUGGGAAUAAAGGGGGCCUUUUCUGGUUGGCUGCAGUGACUAGUGAUGUUCCGCAGGGGUUGAUGUUGGGUCCGCUACUUUUCAUGUUACAUGUUAAUGAUCUGGAUGACAGAAUUGAGGGCUUUGUGGCCAAGUUUGCGGAUGAUACAAAGAUAGAUGGAGGGGCAGGUAGUGUUGAGGAAGCAGGGAGUCUGCAGAAGGACUUGGACAGGUUGGGAGAAUGGGCAAACAAGUGGCAGAUUCUGAGUCUGUGCCCUCUGGUCCUAGACUCUCUCACUACUGGAAACAUCCACUCCAGGUCCACUCUGUCCAGGCCUUUCAAUAUUCGGUCAUGCACUUUGGUAGAAGGAAUAAAGGCGUAGACUAUUUUCUAAAUGGUGAGAAUUCAGAAAUCAGAAGUGCAAAGGGACUUGGGAGUCCUAGUGCAAGAUUCUCUACAUGUUAACUUGCAGGUUGAGUGUGUAGUAAGGAAGGCAAAUGCAAUGUUAGCAUUCAUUUCGAGAGGACUAGAAUAUAAAAGCAAGGAUGUAAUACUGAUGCUUUAUAAGGCCUUAGUCAGACCACAUUUGGAGUAUUGUGAGCAGUUUUGGGCCCCAUAUCUAAGGAAGGAUGUGCUGGCAUUGGAGAGGGUCCAGAGGAGGUUUACAAGAAAGAUCUCAGGAAUGAAAGGGUUAACGUAUGAGGAGCAUUUGAUGGCUCACUCGCUGGAGUUUAAAAGGAUGAGGGGGGAUCUCCUUGAAACCUACCGAUUGUUGAAAGGCCUGGAUAGAGUGGACAUGGAGUGCAUGUUCCCAGUAGUGGGAGAGUCUAGGACCAGAGGGCACAGACUCAGGAUAGAACGAUGUCCCUUUAGAACUGAGAUGAGGAGUAAUUUCUUUAGCCAGAGGGUAGUGAAUCUGUGGAGUUCAUUGCCAUAGACGGCUAUGGAGGCCAAGUCAUUGGGUAUAUUUAAAGCAGAGAUUGAUAGGUUCUUGAUUAGUAAGGGUGCCAAAGGUUAUGGGGAGAAGGUAGGAGAAUGAGGUUGAGAGGGAAAAAUAAAUCAGCCAUUAUUGAAUGCAGAGCAUACUCAAUGGGCCGAAUGGCCUAAUUCUGCUCCUAUGUCUUAUGGAGCACUCCAGAUUUCUGAGACUUCAGGAUUGUUUCUGUGGCAGGUGGGGCCUAUAUAAGUUGGGUGAGUUAUCUUUGCUGGGGCUUUGGUUGCAUUUUUGGGGAGGGUAUAAACUGGCUUGGCAGGCAAUGAGGACUGGGAGUUGGGUCAGGAGCAAAAGAAACAAAGCUGGAAGUGAAUGUUAGAAAUGCGGUGAGCAAAUAUGCAGUGGAAAGAAAAGCAAGCUGCAGAGAUGGAAUGUGUAUGGAAAAAUGACAAAAGGCUAAAUUUAAAGGCACUAUAUUCAAAAACACAUUGUAUCUGCAAUAAGAUGGAUGAAUUAAUGACACAAAGAGCUGUAAUUGGGUGUGAUCUAAUUGCCAUUACAGAAAGAUGGUAGAGAGUGAUUAAAGUUGGGAACUAAAUAUUCCAAGGUAUUUAUCAUUUGGAAGGACAGACAGAAAGAAAAAGGAGGUGGAAAGGAUCUUGGAUUAGCAGAUCAUGCUAUAGAAUUAGAAUCAAGUUCGGUAGAGCUAAGCAGCAGCCUGAGGCAGAAAACAUUUGUGCGAGUUGUUUAUAUGCCUCCAAAUGGUAGUUGUGAUGCAGCAUGCAGAAGAAAUAAGGAAAUUAAUCUGAUAUAGACUGGUCAAAUCAAAUUAAUAGUAACAAUGUAAGGGUAAAUUCCUGAAACGUAUACAAGAUGGAAUUCUAUAUCAGCUUGUUGACAAACCAACUAGGGAACGGGUUAUUUUAGAUCCAGUUCUGUGCAACAAGAAAGGGUUACUUCAUAAACUACUUACAAAGAGAGCCCUAACAAGAACUGACCAUAAUAUGAUAGCAUUUUACAUUAAGUUCAAAAGAGAUGUCAUUCAAUUCGAAACCAGGGUUUUCAAUCUAACCAAAGGAAACUCUGAAGUAUGAGAAACUACAUUAAGCAAUGUGACAGUGGACAGGCCUGCAUUUAUAAUAUUAUAAUGCAUGACUUGCAAUUAUAACCUCCAGUUAUAAUGCAAAAUUUGCAACAAAUAUACAUUCCUUUAAGGCAUGAAAACAGGAAUAGUGAGCCAACAAUGGAAUAAGAGAUAAAUUAAAGACAAUCUUAAAUCUAAGGAAUGGUUUACAAACUUGUCAGAAAAAGAAGCAAGCAUGAGGAUUAGGAGUGUUUUAGAAUUCAGCAAGAAUGAUGAAGUAAAAGAAAUUGAAAGUAAAAUUAAACUAGCGAGAACUAUAAAGGCAGACUAUCAGUGAAAAAAAACUAAUGAGGGCAAAUAUGGGUCCCUUACAGAGAUGAGUGAAUUUAUGAUGUGUAAUAAUGAAAUGGCAGAAGAAUUAAACACAUAUAUUGUGUAUAUAUUCAUGACAGAAACAAUAAAUCUCCCAGAAAUAUGGCAGAACCAAGGAUCCAGUGUAAAUGAGAAAAUAGACUAAUAUUAGUCAAGAAGUAUUACAGGAGAAGUUAAUGAGGCUGAAAACUGAUAAAUCCAAAGGACCUGAUGAUGUAUAUCUUAAAGAAUUGAAAAGGGUAGCUAUAGAGACAAUGGAUGGUCUUCCAAAAUUUAUAGAUUCUGGAAUGGUGCCAGUAGGUUGGAGGAAAGCAAAUGUGAGCCUACUAUUUAUGGAAGGAUGGAGGGAGAAAACAGAAUUAUUGACCUGUAAGCUUAACAUUUGUAGUUGAGAAAAUGCUAGAAUCUAUAAUAAAAGAUAUGAAAUCAAGAUACUUAGGUUGAACUGGGUCAACUUGGAUUUAUGAAAGGGAAAUCAUGUUUGACUUAUCUAUUGGAGUUCUUCAAGGUGUAGAUGAAUGGGAACCAAUGGAUGUGGCAUUUUUGGACUUUCAGAAAAAUAAGUGUGUCCUUCUCAGGUUGAUAGGCUGUAUCUGGUGAGUUACUGCAGGGUUUGAUGCUUGGGUCCCAACUAUUCACAACCUUUUUCAAUGAUUUGGCAGAGAGGACAAAAAUGUAAUAUUUCGGAGUUUGCUGAUGGCACAAAAGUGGAAUGAAUAAUGAGAAGGAUGCAAAAAUAUAGACAAGCUGAGUGAAUAAGCAGCAACAUGGUAGGUGUAGUGGAAGUUGUGUGGUGAAACAUUUUGAUGGGAAAAACAGAAAUUCUGACUUUUUUAAAUGGUGAAGAAAUGGGAAAUGCUAAUGUUCAAAAAGGCCUGAGUGUCUAAGUACACAAGUCACUGUAGGCUAGCUAGCAGGAACAGCAGGCAAGUAGGAAGGCAAAAAAUGGAAGAAUAAAGAUGCCUCAUCACAAUUUUAUAGAGUAUUGCUGAAACCACAUUGAGUAUUGAGUACAAUUUUUCUCACCUUACCUAAAAAGGGAUAUACUUGCAAAAAAAAAAGGGAGUGCAGUGAAGAUUCACAGAACUGGUUCCUGUGAUGGGACGUCUGUCGUAUGACGAGUGAUUAAACAGGCUCGGGUAAUUACUGAAGUGGCGAGCAGGGAAUGGGCCCCACGUACAGCAACCCCGAGAGUACAUCACACCUGAUGACCAAGUUCUUCCCAGUUACUAACAGAGAGCGCCGCUUCCACAGAACCAAUUUUUGUUUGACUUUCCCAAUCCGCUCCAGCCAAUUCUUGUUACACGCCACAGCCCCUCCAAACCAGAUCCCCAGCACCUUCAGGUAGUCAGACCUGACAGUGAAGGGGACAUUGGAUUGGGCAGGCCUGUUGCAAAAGAGCAUGGCCUCACUCUUCCUGCUGUUGACUUUGGCCCCUGAUGCCAACUCAAACUGGUUGCAGAUGCUGAUCAAUCUGCAAACUGACCGUGGAUCCAAGCAGAAGAUGGUAACAUCGUCCACGUGCAGGGAGGUUUGGAACUGGGUGCCUCCACUGCCUGGCAACAUCACCCCUCUUCUGCUCUCGUCCUUCCUGAUGGAUUCAGCAAAGGGUUCUAAUGCAACACAUAAACAAGAGAGGUGAGAGAGGACAACCCUGCCUGACUCCAGACUUGAUGGGGAAGUUAUUUGUCUCGCACCCAUUGAUUUAGACUGCACUACGGAUAUCAGUGUAGAGCAAUUGGAUCCAAUUUCUGAUUUUCUCCCUAAAACCCAUUUUGGAAAGCACGUUCAUCAUGUACGUGUGUGAUAUCCUGUUGAAGGCCUUCUCCUGGUCCAAGCUGACAGGCAGGCAUCCAACCAUCUGUCCUGCACAUAGGCGAUGGUAUUUCUGACAGUGCAAGGCUGUCAAAGAUUUUCCUGCCAGGUAUAGCACAGGUUUGGUCUGGGUCCAAGAUGGAGCAAGUUAACAGGUAACGAUGCACAAGUCCCCAGAGAAUGGGAACAAAAGUGUACCCAAUGUUGCCUCAUCCUGAUGACCACCUUCAUGUGUGGCUGCAUCAGGCUGUGUGUGGAACCAAAGUAUGUGGGCACUAGGUGUCACUAUGUGCUGAGGUUCUACCUGUCCCUGGUGUCGCGGAGGAUAGGUCUGGCCCCGUUGAUGCGUAACAUCCCAGUCAGCUGAAUGUUGCCGCACUACCUGUUCUUUGUGGAAGAGUUCCUCCAAGCAAACACCUUUGACCACAAGUCUAUCAGGCAGCGGUCAGCAUGGAACGUCCUGCAGACACUGUGGGACAGGGACUCUACGGAGACUCUGGGGUGUCCAAAUCAUCUGGCAGAAUGCUUCAUUGCCAGAACUCACCAACAAGCACCAAGACCUCGCUUGAAGACACAAGAGAGACUGCAGAUGCUGGAAAUCUGGAGCAACACACACAUAAUGAUCGAGGAACUCAGCAGGUCAGGCAGCAUCUUAUCUUAGCAUCUAUGGAAGGAAAUGAACAGUCGACAUUUCAGGCUGAGACCCUAGUCCUGAUCCCAAUGCAAAGGCUCUGUGGGGAAGGAUCACAGUCUUGGCUCCUUCUGCUACUGCACGUGGAAGGGCUGAGUUGGGUGGGGAAGCUUGCCAAACAAUGAAAGGGUGUAUCAGGCCUGGGGGCCACGAAUGGUGAUAGUGCCAUGGUUUUUAAAACAAAAUAAGUUAACACUACUGAAUGUAAUGACCAUGAAUGUAAAAGUUUUGCACUGUUUCUUCUUUUGAAUAUAUAUAUAUUAUUUUUAUCAUGAAUAAAAUUUAUUUUUGAAGCAUAACAAAAGAGUGAUUGAAGAGGCUAGGCUUCUACUCUCUAGAGUUUAAAAGAAUGAGAGAUGACACGUUGCUGGGCUGAUCUAAAUGCACCUCAACUCGUGAUCUUUUGAAAAUGUAUCUAUCUCCAUCUUAAAUACUUAUAAUGAUCUAGCUUGUGUAACCCUCUGGAGUAGAGAAUUCCAGAGAUUAAGCCUCUGCAAAAAGAAAUUUCCAUGCACCUUUGUUUUCAAUAAACGGUCCCUUAUCUAUGUCCCGUGUUCAGACUUUCUCACCGGUGGAAACGUCUCAACAUCAUGUCCCUCAGGAUCCUAUGUCUCAAUGAGGUCACCCUUCAUUCUUCUGAACUCCAAAAGACCUUGUCUCCACAGCCGUUCUUGUUGCACAGUCGAAGGGCUAGUCUGCUAACCGCCGGGUGAUGCUGAUGAAGUCAGCGGCGUCUACCUGUUCCGGGAAGCUCAGGCCGCGCCGCCCUUCCACCAGGGAUACGCGUCGCCAGCUGCGGCUCCCCUUUUAUCGCACAGUUUAUCCGCCGUCGAGGCGGUCGCUGAGUUUGUUUCUCUGGUCCGGGCGCGCUGAGGGGAAAGUGCGGCCGAGAGGAGGUCGAGCCCCAUGCCCGCUCUGUUGGGCGGCGCCCUCCGCUCACUGCAGCGCCCGAGCUUGGCGGGGUUGCGUUUGGCGUGUUCCUUGGCGCCAGGUCCGGGCAUGCAGACGGCCGUGGUCCGCUGCGUCCCCGGCGAGGCUAAAAUGACCAUCUCGUUCGAGCUGGACGGCGGGCACCGGCGACUGGAGCGGGAGCAGAGCGAGUGCCUGCGGGCCGCGCUGGCUCGCAUCGCGAACAACGUGCUCAAGGCGCAGACUAGGCCCAAGAAAGGCCGGAAGGCGGCGGCGGCGGCGCAGGCCCAAGCUCAGGCCACGGCCCCAGACGUGAGCCUGCACCUGGGAGAGGAGGCCGUGCCCGGCGACACGAGAAACGCCGAGGCCUGGCAGGACGGCGCGGUGCUGCAGGUGGGGGAAGGGCGCUACCAGGUGCAGCGGAACCCGCCCACCGUGACUCGCCUGGAGUUGCCCGCUUCCAUCCUGGCCGGCUUCCCGGUAUGCCCGCAGGUACAGAUCGAGUUCGGCCAGCCGGCCGAGUCGCGCUUCGAGUGGCUGAGGGAGGCCGUGGGGACCGGGACCUGUACCUGGGAGCCGGCGGCGAGCGGCAGGGUCUUCACCCCGGGUAACAGCCUCAUUGGCUCCAAGCUGAAGCUGCGGUGCAGCCCGGGCGACGGCAGCAGGUUUGGGCCGGCGGCCGAGCUGCAGAGCGCGGGGGUCGUGGAGGCCGGCCCGGGAGUCUGCACCUUCGACAGCCGCCAUUUGUUCACCCAGGAAGCGGCGGCCGAAGCUCUCCUCCGGGUGGUUUCCUACAACAUCCUGGCUGAUGUGUACGCGCAGACAGAGCUGUCGAAGACCAGUCUGUACCCUUACUGCGCGCAAUACGCUCUCCACGCCGACUACAGGCAGAACCUGAUCAAGAAGGAGCUCAGCGGUUACCACGCUGACAUCCUCUGCCUGCAAGAGGUGGAUAAAUCCGUCUUCACCGACAGCCUGUCCCCUGCCAUGGACGCUUUCGGUUAUCACGGAUUGUUUCGCAUCAAGGAGAAGCAGCACGAAGGUCUCGCCACCUUCUUCAGAGCCUCCAAGUACCGGCUACUAAGUCAACAUGAUGUGACCUUUAGUGAGGCUCUGGCUUCGGAUCCCUUGCACACCGACCUUCUGCAGAAAGUUUCUGCAAAUCCAAACGUGAAAGAGAAGGUGCUGCAAAGAUCAACCGCCUUACAGGUAUGUGUACUUCAGUCUCUUGAAGAUUCAUCAAGGAAGGUGUGUAUUGGUAAUACUCAUCUUUACUGGCACCCAAAAGGAGGGCAUAUCCGUCUUAUUCAGAUAGCAAUCGCAUUUCGUCAUCUCCACCAGAUUAUUUCAGAAAUGUAUCCUAACACACCAAUAAUCUUUUGUGGUGACUUUAAUAGUACCCCAACUUCAGGCUUGUAUGACUUUGUUACCAGAGGAAGCAUUUCUACAGAUCACCAAGACUGGUCUUCAAAUGGUGAAGAAGAACAAUGUCGAAUGUCUCUUACUCACUCAUUUAAACUGAUAAGUGCCUGUGGAGAACCUACUUACACAAAUUAUGUAGGAGGCUUCCAAGGUUGUUUGGACUACAUUUUCAUGGAUGUGAAUAUGUUUGAGGUUGCUCAGGUUAUUCCUUUUCCAACUCAUGAGGAAAUCACCUGCCAUUUGGCCCUGCCAAGUGUUUCACAUCCAUCAGAUCAUAUUGCACUUGUCUGUGAUCUGCAGUGGAAAUGAACAAAGCCCUCUGGUCAGCUACUUUGAUUACUAAUGGAAAUAGUACUGUGUGACUUUACAAAUGUUAUAACUUCUCAAAGUAAACAAGUGUAGAAUAUGGGAUUUUGUUUUUUAACAAGACAAUGCAGUCAAUGGAAUAGAUCAGAAUAUAUGUAAAAUAAUAUGUAAAAAGUAAAACUGGAACAUAAGUGAUGCACCUGGCAGUGUUUGCAAUGUCUGCAAAGGCUCACAUUUUAACAGAAGCAAUGUGUUAUGUGCAUUAAAUUAUGGAAAGAAGCUAUUUGUAGGUAAAAUUGAAGCAAAUUAAAAUCUUAAGCAUUUUUAAUGACCAAAUGAUCCAACUGUAUCAUCUGGCUUUGUUUUCCAGAAAAUGUAUGGAAUUUCCAUCUAAAUAAAUAUUGAAUUGUGCAAAAUUGUGAAGAGAAAGUAUUUCCAGUGUCCUGGUUAACAUUUAUCUUUUAACCAAUAUCAAAACAGGUUAUUUUAAAUGGUACCUCAGUGCUAUUUGUGCAGUUUUGCUGUAUGCAAAUUGAUUGCUGCUGUAACUAUCUGUAACAUCUGAUAAUACUUUAAAGGUAUUUACUUGGCCAUGAAAGAUUUAUGACAUCCAGAGGUUAUAAGAGGUGCUGUAUUAGUAUAAUCAGUUUUGAGAAAUAGGAAGUAAUGAAAACUAUUGGAAAUCCUGAACAGGUCUACAGAUGUUGCUGUACUUUAGUGAUGUCUUUUGCAUUUGAUCCUUUCUAGAAUGACACUCAUGGAGUUACUGGGU
Molecule: messenger RNA, 10615 nt
Organism: Pristis pectinata (smalltooth sawfish)
Lineage: Eukaryota; Metazoa; Chordata; Chondrichthyes; Rhinopristiformes; Pristidae
Gene: pde12
Product: phosphodiesterase 12
Exons: 3
Coding region: 8113-9846 (577 amino acids)
Biological process (GO): nuclear-transcribed mRNA catabolic process, deadenylation-dependent decay
Cellular component (GO): mitochondrion
Molecular function (GO): 3'-5'-RNA exonuclease activity
Source: RefSeq, a predicted model, not a curated record